UCCGGGGGGCUCCGGGGAGCUUCAGUAAAAAUCUGGGCGCGAAAUUCACCGGAUUAAAAAAAAACAUUUUAUACGACUUUUUCUGGCGCCGAUUUUGAGUGUUUUGAACUGGGGACGCCAAUCGACGCGGCGUCGCUUCCUGAUCACAAAAAGGGCAGUUUCGCUGGGAAAUUCGGCGGAAAACGCCGGAAAAUUGCGAAAAACUAAAAUAUUUUAGGUUAGAAAUUCGUGUAAAUAUUGGACAACCCAAUAUAACCUCAAUUCUGUGAAGAAAAGUCACUUUUUGUUUCUUCCCUAAAAUUUUUCUCUGAAGAAAAGUGCCCCAAAAUGCUCUUUUCUCGCUUCCUCCGACCAAUUGUUCUUCCCCAACGAGCCCUGACCAAACCUCCGGGUAGUUUGCGCUUCAAAACUCACUACCGAAGCGGUGCAAUUAAACCAAAUCCUGAAAGUGUUCCUUUUGGCCUUGUUGGAAUCUUCUGCACAGUGAUUCCUGGACUUCUUAUUGGGGCUGCAAUUAGCAAGAAUGUGGCGAAUUUCUUGGAAGAGAAUGAGCUGUUCGUUCCGGACGAAGAGGAAGAUGAUUAGUUUGCUUUUCUUCACUCACCAUCAAAUUAGAAUUUUAUCAAAUUUCUAUAAAUACGCCGAGAUUUUAACGCCAAAAACAAUUUAUUUAUUGCUUUAGUUUGUGAAAAUUAAAUAAUGUCCGUACCAGGCAUUCGUUGCUUUUGUUUAUUGUAAUUAAAAAUUUUUAAAUAGAAAGUAGACAGGAUGCAUUAUACUCUCUUUCUCUACCAAAUUGUUAAAUACAAAAUUGCACAUGUUAGUUCAAUAAUAAAAUAAUUAUAAUUAUACGAAAAAUAUAA
This is a messenger RNA of Lutzomyia longipalpis, 863 nucleotides long. It is a transcript of the gene EMRE, whose product is annotated as essential MCU regulator, mitochondrial. Bases 328 to 585 code for a protein of 85 amino acids. The record is from RefSeq and is a predicted model, not a curated record. NCBI's taxonomy places the organism in Eukaryota, Metazoa, Arthropoda, Insecta, Diptera, Psychodidae. Gene Ontology annotation, cellular component: mitochondrial inner membrane; uniplex complex. Gene Ontology annotation, biological process: calcium import into the mitochondrion; mitochondrial calcium ion homeostasis. The transcript is spliced from 2 exons.